AUUGCAAAAAUUCAAAAGGAAUGACAAAUUGUAAGAGAUCUAAGGCUUCACAAUGAAGACCAUGGGGCAAAUUUUUUUUACAUCUGGCUACCUUGUGCUAUGGCAUGGCCAGGGGCGGACUGACCAUUUGGAAACACGGGCACUGCCUGAGGGCCCGGGGUCAGUAGGGGGCCCCAUGAGAUGCCCCUGGUACCUUUUUCAUAGGCUUUUUUGAGUUUGGGCAAGGACACAGGGGCCCUUUGAUCCCCUAUUGCCCGGGGGCCCCAUGAGUUGUCAGUCC
Staurois parvus is the source of this 280-nucleotide messenger RNA. Lineage: Eukaryota; Metazoa; Chordata; Amphibia; Anura; Ranidae. The record is from the annotation of a GenBank genome assembly.